AUGUCGAUUAAAGAGGAACAAUUACAAGAAAUUGAAGCGAUCACUUCAAUCUAUCCUGAUGAAAUCGCAGUACUAUCAGAGGAUCCUUACCCUAAAUUCAACCUCAUGAUAAAACCAACAACAAAUGAUGAAGACGAUUUUAGACCUUUUCUUUUACUGGAAAUCAAAUUUCAUGAACAUUAUCCUGAUCAAUCACCGGAAAUAGCAAUCGUUGAUUCAGUUAAUGUUGAUGAUAGAUCAGUAUUUGAAAGUGAAAUCAAAACGAUUUGUGCGGAAAAUUUAGGUAUGCCGGUAAUAUUCACGUUGGCAAGUCAUCUAUCGGAGCAAUUAAGUAUUCAAUCUGAGACUCGUCUAGCUCGUCAGCGUGAAGCUAUUGAACGAAAAAUUCGCGAGGAAGAAGAAGCUGAACAAAAACGAUUUGAAGGUACAUGUGUUUCGGUUGAAUCAUUUAUUAAAUGGAAAGUUAAAUUCGACGCUGAACGAGCGGAAUUAAUCAAAACGGUAAAAGUCGACGAAAGUGAACCGAAAAAAUUAACAGGUCGACAAUUAUUCGAAAAAGAUCGUUCACUUUAUGAUUCAGAUAUUAAAUUCAUUUCGGGCGAAGGUGGUGAAGUGGUCGAAGUUGAUGAGUCGUUAUUUGAAGAUAUGCUCGAUUUAGAAUUUGAUGACGCAGGAACAACUGGCAUUGAUUUGUCUGAUGUGGAUCAAUAA
Rotaria socialis is the source of this 711-nucleotide messenger RNA. The record is from the annotation of a GenBank genome assembly. NCBI's taxonomy places the organism in Eukaryota, Metazoa, Rotifera, Eurotatoria, Philodinida, Philodinidae.